AUGGGUACAACUGUAUCUCAAGUUCCUUCGCACAAACCAUUUCUUGAAGUUAAACAAGAAUGGACUUGCUCACAAUGCACUACUAACAAUCCUAACUCUGUCUAUCCUAUAUGUGUUGUGUGUACCGAAAAAGAUUCGAAUUUUCCCAUGCCUCAGUCAACAGUUUCAUCAACAACAUCCUGGCGUUGCGAUCUGUGCUCCUUCGACAAUGAAGCUGCUCGUCAACAUUGUACUAUAUGUGGCAAAAAGCGAAUCAAACUGAACAAACGAGAACUCCAUUCGGCCAAUACAAGAAUAAUGUCCGCCAUGAGACCCAAGUCAGUUUCUGUUCGUAAUCGUCAAGAGAUGGAUGAGUCAAAUGCAGAAAAAAUAGCUCGUGAUGCAAUCUUAUUUUGUCAGCAGAAUAAAGUUACUUUUGUCGAUGAUCAAUUUCUACCUUCUGCUCGUUCUUUGGGUACAUCGCAAACGGAUCACAUGACACGGUGGUUGCCACUUGCUGAGAUAGCACCGUCAACACGCGUUGAUGGUCAUCUACCUUGGACAAUCUAUAAUUCUCCAGAACCGCACGAUAUUCAUCAAGGUAAACUUGGAGGCCGUACAGCUGAAGGUCUUCAACUAUUAACUGGCGCGCCUUGUGAUCGUAUCAAUCUCCAUCCAUCAAAUGAGGUGUUAGAUUUUGAUAUUAUUUGGGCUAAACUUCUAUCAGCUUGCGAAUCAAAACUCUUAAUUGGUGCAUCAACUGGUUGUUCAGAAAUCGGUCGAUACGAGUACGAACGUGUUGGACUAAAUCCUAAUCAUGCAUUUACUGUCUUGGUAACUAAAGCAUUGCCCAUCGGUGAUGGUCGUUUUCUACUUGUGCGUGAUCCACAUGGAACAACGGCCUAUUCGGAAGCUUCGAUCACACCAUUCAUUCGUACAUAUUUACGUUCAAUUCAUGAUGAAAUGUCGAAUUCUUCUGGAAUUUUCUGGAUAACAUGGUUAAGCUUCUUGCAUUAUUUUGAUUCAAUAACUAUUUCAACCUAUGUCAGUAAACAUUUCGAUAUUCGUGAAGAAGCUCAAUUUACUCGAUCGCCAAUAGAACCAGUUCCUGUCUAUUAUUUUACAGUGUCAAAGUAA
Molecule: messenger RNA, 1116 nt
Organism: Rotaria sordida
Lineage: Eukaryota; Metazoa; Rotifera; Eurotatoria; Philodinida; Philodinidae
Source: the annotation of a GenBank genome assembly